Molecule: messenger RNA, 2883 nt
Organism: Dicentrarchus labrax (European seabass)
Lineage: Eukaryota; Metazoa; Chordata; Actinopteri; Moronidae
Exons: 8
Coding region: 1672-2679 (335 amino acids)
Biological process (GO): proteolysis
Cellular component (GO): extracellular region
Molecular function (GO): protein binding
Source: RefSeq, a predicted model, not a curated record
UUGGCAGUUUUUAAGUUUUAAGUUUUCUUUACCUUCAUGUUGAUAUUUAUAAUAAAUUACUUUCCUUAAAGGCAAAGUACUUUUCCACAUGACCAAGAAAUACCACAAAAAGACUAAAAUAAGCGUACUGUACGGCAGGGGAUGAGAGACAGAAUAUAUAGCAGUGAAAAUUACUUUGUGACAUUUCAGUUCCACAGUUGGACAGUGAAUCAAGUGACAGAACAGACAAUUAGAUGCUAAUCCACUCCAGCUCACAGAAGGUUUAAGGCAAUAAUAUAACUUAAUAAAAUAUACGGUACAUAUCCUUCAGACACAGUAUUUCAGUGUUGAACAACAAAAAAGACGGACAGACAAAAGCAGGAAGUGAGGUUUUAGGCAGCAACGUGUUGUUGACCCUGCGUGUGUGUCCAUGUGAACGGCUCGGCCUUCUCCAGUAGAAACCUCCAGCUUUGCAUCAGUCAGGUUCACUAGACUAUUGCUCACCUCCUCAGCCUGACAGAAGUUUGGGUCUCUGUCUUUUUAUGCAUAAAAUAUACAUCUUGUUCUUAAAGUAUAGUAUUUCCUAAAGGCCACUUGAGUAAAGACAGUCUCAUGUAUGUAUCAGUAAUUCAAAGUUACACUUGCUACUGAGUAAUGCCUACUUCCCACCUCUGGGUGAAGGCUGAAUGAACCGGUAAUUCAUCAGCUUUCCUGUUCAACAUUGCACCUACAACAAAAGAAGCAUUUUCUCACGCAUGCUGCUUACAUAACACAAUACAUUUACAUGCUUACAAUACGUGCAUCUUUCAAAGAUAUUUGCAUCUCAUAUGACUAGACACAGACUUUGUUAGGCUUCUGACCAUGGAUUUACAUGUGUUUUGUGUAAAAGGGAUGUUACUGUUCAUUGUUCUUGGAUGGACACAGAGACCUCUUUUAUUUAAUUUAAAUAUGGGUUGACCUUCCCUGUUGUAAACAUGCAGCACAGUGGGAGAACAGUGUUUCCAAGGAGCAUUACACAAAAACAACACAAAAACUAACAUACAUGAAUGUGUUUUGCGAAUCAUAAGCUUCAAUCAAUACUGUAAUAUUUUGCGAAUACGGUCAAACUAAUAAGAACUAAUAUGAACACAUCAAACACAGUACUCCGUGUUUAAUUAGGGAGCAAGUGAGACAGCAAAACAUUCCCUAAAAUGUUGUAUUAAUGGAGACAGCUGUUUUAAAUGGACUCCUCUGGUCAUAAACACCUGAAGUGAAACUGAACUUGAGACACACGUUGAAGUGUUUUAUUGUUUAAGGAUGUGCUGUCAGUUUGCUUUGUCAAACCUGUGGGAAUAUAUUUACCAUCUAAUAUCAUAACAAUAUCAUUAUGUAUGUUUUCUUUUUUUUUACCUUAAAGAGGAGUUGAUAGACAGGGAUACUAAAGUUUCAAUUAGAGUUAGACUGAUUGUCCUCACACUAGUAACCUAUUAAUACAUGUACAGACAAGCCCAUAUGUCACAGUGCAUACCAUCCACAGUGCCUCUAGACAUCACAUUAAAAGUCUUUAUCCCUUUAAAAUAAAUGAGCACCCUGGUGUGGGUGUGUUUCUUUGGUCAAAAGGCGGAGAGGGUCAGCAGCUCUAUAAAGUGAUGUAACUACCCUCCUAACACAUUGUGGAGAGUGAGGAGUCCUCCUCAGUCGGUUCUAGUGGCCAUGGCACAGUUCAUCCAUCUGUCACUGCUGCUGGCAACAAUCCAGCUGCCUUUGGGGUUUUCAGCAACACAGAUAUGGCUCCGAGAGGGAAUCACUUUUAAAUUUACUGGAGGAGGGAAAGUUAAAAGUUGUUCCAAAAGUGUCUUGGGUGACACUGUUAUUGACAAUACACCGGGCAAGUCCUCCAACCUCCUGAACGACAAGACUCUGACCAUUAACAAACCAAAACUCAACUGUAACUUCGUCUGCUAUGGUAACAAAAAGGAGGUUCCAGUCCUGUAUCUGAACGUAACAAGAGGUUGUAUACGGACAUUUUUCUAUGGUGUGGAUUUUUCCAAAGGUAAAAAAACACAGAUCGAAGGCACAACUAAAGCUGGCUGUAGGAGAUGCUGUACUGAAGAUGAAAACUGCAAAUACUUUACAUCUCAUACAAAGAAAGGAAAGGAAAAUGAUAAAGGAAAAUGUUUCCUGUUUUCAUCAAGUGAGGAGCUGCACCUAGAAAUAGGAAAAAGCAAUGCUGUCUCAGGGUACCCUCUGAGGAACUGUACAGAAACAAAUGGUGGUGAUGAAGGUCUCACGUUCUACCAGGAAGCCAAAAGCUGGAUUGAUGCCCUGGAGUACUGCCAGGACGAAAGGGAAAAUUCCUCCCUGGUUCAUAUCACCAACCAGACAGUGCAGAACGCAGUGAAAUCUCUCCUCGCACACAAGAAUGACAGCAUGAAGAAUGGGGCGUGGAUCGGCUUGGAGCGGUCCAUCUUUGGCAAAGCCCCCCCCUGGAUGUGGACUUCAGGGCCACAAGUUCAAGAAUCUUGCAAGCAGUGGAGUAGCAAUUUUCCUGUUGACUGCUUAAACAACCACUGUGGAAAGAUCAUCUGGGUCACAAUUAACGGGUCAAACGAACUCAAGUGGCAGGACGCCUGCUGCCACGAGCAGCUACCUUUCAUCUGCCAAGCUAUGAAUGAAAGGUCUGGCCAUGAUGAUGACCAUUGUGGCGAUCCUCUUACAUAAAGACUGUGUGGCAUUCUGGAGACACUGGAACUUCUUCCACUAUUCAUUUUGAUAUGAAUUAUCUUUAAAUACAUUCACUUUUUGACUGCUUAGCUUUCCUUCCCUGUAAAACCAAUACACACAUAUAUAAGUAUAUUGUAAGUAAUGUAAUGCAGGUGCUUCAUGUUCAUUAUCAUUCAUCUAAUAAACAAUUUCAUCUCUUAA